AUGAUGGGUGUCGCAAUAAUCUUCGUUGGUUUCAUCGUUUUGGCCUGGAAUCAUUUUCCACAGUUUUAUCCACUUCCAAUGCUUGGCGGAUUAUUCUGGGGAGUGGGUGGAUUGGAUGCGGAUGAAGAUAAAAUGGAUGCUUUCGGUAUUUCAGCGAACAGCACAGCCAUAAUGUUAACUGAGGUGCUGGGUCUAGCUCUUGCGCUGCUAAUCUGGAACACCGUAUCCUGUAUCAUGGGAUGGGCCACAUCCCGAUUCGGUCUUUUCGGUACACUUCCAGAACCACCAAAGAGUGACCUCCUCAAUUAUCUCGGACUUGUUCUAUUGGUCAUCGGGUCAGUCUAUGUGAUUGUUUCCGUCUCUUUACGUUAUUCUUUACGAUAA
Anisakis simplex (herring worm) is the source of this 384-nucleotide messenger RNA. Lineage: Eukaryota; Metazoa; Nematoda; Chromadorea; Rhabditida; Anisakidae. The record is from the annotation of a GenBank genome assembly.